AUGAACAACAGCAGCAGCAGUAUAGUAGCAAAGGAAGCAAUAGAGGUGAUAGCACAGAGCAUUGGAAUCACUAAUUUGUCCCCUGAUGUCUCCAUCUCUCUGGCUCCCGACGUGGAGUACCGUCUCCGGGAGAUCAUCCAGGAGGCAAUUAAAUGUAUGCGCCACUCAAGGAGAACUGCAUUGACUGCUCAUGAUGUUGACACUGCUCUUAACUUAAGAAACGUCGAGCCAAUCUAUGGUUUUGGUUCUGGAGGAGGAGAUAAAGUUCCAUUGCGGUUCAAAAGAGCUGCUGCAGCUGGGCAUAAGGAUCUUUAUUACAUCGAUGACAAAGAUGUCAAUUUUAAACAUGUGAUUGAAGCCCCUCUACCAAACGCGCCGCUUGAUGCUUCUCUUACUUCUCAUUGGUUAGCUAUUGAAGGUGUUCAACCUGCAAUCCCCGAGAAUCCUCCAAUCGAAGCACCUUCUGAUGCCAAAAAAUCUGACUGCAAGGAUGAUGGUCUUUCAGUCGAUGUCAAACUACCUGUCAAGGAUAUAUUGUCAAGGGAGCUUCAGCUUUACUUUGAAAAGGUCACAGAGCUUACUGUGAGGAGGUCUGAAUCUGCUCUCUUCAAGCAAGCAUUAGUGAGCUUGGCCACUGACUCAGGACUGCACCCUUUAGUUCCUUAUUUCACACAAUUCAUUGCUGAUGAGGUUACACGGAAUCUGAAUAAUUUUUCUCUUCUCUUUGCUGUGAUGCUUAUUGCCCGAAGCCUUCUUCAAAACCCAAACAUUCAUUUAGAACCUUAUUCUUUAUUGCUUUUAUUUGGCACUGCAGUUUCAUACUUCUUGUAG
Messenger RNA from Dovyalis caffra, 831 nucleotides. The record is from the annotation of a GenBank genome assembly. NCBI's taxonomy places the organism in Eukaryota, Viridiplantae, Streptophyta, Magnoliopsida, Malpighiales, Salicaceae.